Dunckerocampus dactyliophorus (ringed pipefish) is the source of this 8470-nucleotide messenger RNA. RefSeq names its product nuclear factor 1 B-type-like. The record is from RefSeq and is a predicted model, not a curated record. The transcript is spliced from 12 exons. Gene Ontology annotation, cellular component: nucleus. Bases 611 to 2302 code for a protein of 563 amino acids. Gene Ontology annotation, molecular function: DNA-binding transcription factor activity, RNA polymerase II-specific; RNA polymerase II cis-regulatory region sequence-specific DNA binding. NCBI's taxonomy places the organism in Eukaryota, Metazoa, Chordata, Actinopteri, Syngnathiformes, Syngnathidae. Gene Ontology annotation, biological process: regulation of transcription by RNA polymerase II.
UACUGUUUUCUCGUGUGAAAGCUCCCCAUGCAGUCUUCUUGUCUUUAUUCUUAUUAUAAAGUGACAUUUUGCAAGUUUAAAGUCAAAUCACAUUACACGGUGUUUUAUCUUAUCAGGUGCUGCUGUUCAUUAACCCACUUUGGUUCUGCUCCAAAGUCCACAAGCAUUAUUUAGGAGAGCUUCUGCUGAGCAUGUUUUGAGAGACAAGGUGCUGUGCAGGCUUGGAGGAGGAGAAAAAGAAAGGAGGAGGAGGAGUGUGUAAUUACGUGGGUACAAAAAAAAGUUGUGUGUGAUUUGCUGGAUGCAGGAGCAGAAGGUGCGCCACAUAUGAAGCUGAGCAGAGAACAUCACACACUCCGUACAGCACCGCCAUGCGUGCAUGAUCCAACGCAACCAGCUCACUUUUACUACCAAUAACAUCAUUUUUUACUGACUUUCUUGCGCAGGAGACAAUCUUUUGGACUUUUGGAGUUAAAAAAAAAGUUAAUGGAUGUUCUGGGAUAAUUUCUUUUCAUUUGGCGGAGCUCGCCCUGCAGGAAUGGCGCGAUAGUGGAGAAGUCAGCACCGGAACCAGAACCUCUUUUUCACUUUUCUAUGCAGAACUAUCGUCAUGUAUUCUCCAAUUUGUCUCACUCAGGAUGAGUUCCAUCCCUUCAUCGAGGCCCUCCUCCCUCACGUCCGUGCCAUUGCCUAUACGUGGUUCAACCUGCAGGCCCGGAAGCGCAAGUACUUCAAGAAGCACGAGAAGCGGAUGUCCAAGGACGAGGAGCGCGCCGUCAAGGACGAGCUCCUGAGCGAGAAGGCUGAGGUCAAGCAGAAGUGGGCCUCCCGACUGCUGGCCAAGCUGCGCAAGGACAUCAGGCAAGAGUACCGUGAGGACUUUGUCCUCAGCGUAACGGGCAAGAAGCACCCGUGCUGCGUGCUCUCCAACCCGGACCAGAAGGGCAAGAUCCGCCGCAUCGACUGCCUGCGACAGGCGGACAAGGUGUGGCGUCUGGACCUGGUCAUGGUCAUCCUCUUCAAGGGCAUCCCUCUGGAAAGUACCGAUGGCGAGCGCCUGGUCAAGUCUCCGCAUUGCACCAACCCUGCACUUUGUGUCCAGCCGCAUCACAUCACCGUGUCCGUCAAGGAGCUGGACUUGUUCCUCGCCUACUAUGUCCAGGACCAAGACUCACAGCAGUCAGGAAGUCCCAGUAACAAUGAGCAAGGCAAGAACCCUCUUCCAGUCUAUUUGGAGGACAGCUUCAUCAAGUCGGGAGUCUUCAGUGUUGCAGAGCUGGUGCGAGUGUCCAGAAUGCCCAUUACGCACGGUGCAGCGGUGAACUUCUCCAUGGCGGACAUGCCCGGACAACCCUACUAUCACGACCUGAACUCCAGUGUGGGGAUGCACCGCUCCCUGUCCUCCCCACCUGGAAGCAAAAGACCCAAAACAGUUAAUAUGGAGGAGAAUAUGGACACCAGCCCUACUGGACCCGACUUCUACUCAUCACCCAGCUCGCCAGCCAGCAGUCGGGCAAACUGGCACGACCGAGACGGAGCAGACAUGUCCUCUCCUACCAUGAAGAAGCCAGAGAAGCCGCUGUUCAGCCCCACCUCCCCGCAGGACUCCUCACCCCGACUCAGCACUUUUCCCCAGCCUCAUCACCCGGGCCUGACAGGCGUAGGACACAGUGUUAUAUCAACAAGGAGCCCCCCGCCACACUCGCCGUUGCAGUUCUCGGCUUCAGCCAUCCUGCCCCCGGCGCCCUCGUCCUACUUCUCACACACCACCAUCCGCUACCCGCCUCACCUCAACCCGGCCGACCCCCUCAAGAGCUACGUGCCGUCGUACGACCCGUCCAGCCCGCAGAGCAGCCAGCCCAACAGCAGCGGUCAGGUAGUUGGAAAAGUCCCGGGCCACUUCACGCCAGUGCUGGCUCCCUCCCCGCACCACGGCACCGUGCGACCCGUCUCACUCUCCAUGCCCGACACCAAGCCCAUCACCACGUCUACGGAAGGCUACUCCGCUCCCGGCACCCCGACAGCCAACCGCUUCGUCGGCCUGAGCCCCAGAGACCCCGCCUUCCUCCACCAGCAACAGCUGAGGAAGUGUGACUGGAGCGUGACUCAAAACGGCAGGCAUUAUGGCCCCAGUGCCGCUGACGACACUUUGGGGAUUGCUUGGCAAAGUCCUGGUACCUGGGCGAGCUUAGUUCCAUUCCAAGUGUCGAACGGGACUCCGAUCCUGCCAACAAAUGUCCACCAGAACUACAGCAUAAGCAUCAUUGGUGAACCGUUGGUCCCCGCCGAGAGCGGGAACUGAUCCCGGAGAGGGGUGCUUGAGUGCUUAGGGGGCAGGGCGGGGGGUGCCACCGAUGGAUGAAACCAGCAAAUGUCUCAUAAUCUUACAUCCAAACCGCCAUGAUGGAUGCUGGAGGAAAGAUUCAGGUGUGGCCCCUUCUCCCACCAACACACACACACCUACACACACACACACACACACACACACACACACACACACACACACCAGCCAGUGGUUGUUUGCAGAACUUUCCAAUGCAUUCAAAUACUGUGAUGUAUAGAUGCCUUAAUGUUCUACUGCAUGACACUCAAAGCAGCCGCUCCUGCUUCUCAUAGAUAUAGAAACAUGGGGGGGGUCAACAAAGUCACUGUGUACACCGUCGGAAAAAAAAUAUUGUGAAUUCUUUGACUAAACGUGUUUGUUUAUUCUUUUUUUUCCUGCUACUUCAAGAAAAAAAAAAUAACUGAGCGAUUGGAGCCCUCGCUAAAAAUUGGGAGGCCUUUAGGAAAGGCUUCCUGUUUUGUUAAAGAAGAGCAAUUUCUGAUGGAGGCAAGUGCAAUUGAAUAUUUGAAGGGAAGCGAGCAGUCUGUCAGCCCUCAGACUCUAAAAGAAAGGGGGAUAAACGUAUUUUGAGAAUUUGAAUUCAGUCACAUCCCAGCAGCAACACCAGCACUUGUUGUCGUUCUUUUUGAGCCCUUCCCGUUUGUACAGGGACGUAUUUGUUGCUUAUUUAUUUCUUGGAAAAGGGGGGUUAAAAAAAAAUAAUUCAAUAAAUAAGUAACCCCCAGGAAAGAAAUGAACACGUACGUGUGUAAAAACAAACAAAUAAUGGCAUUUCACUUUUAAAUGAUAAGAACAUUUGGCCAUGAUUGGCUUGUAAAGCUUAUGUUUACAGCAACUUCGAAAAAGUGUUAAUAGUUGUGAAAAAAAAAAGGAAUAGUGCGCUGGCAGCCAUCGCCUCUGCAGUCUCUCCAGUUAAUUUGCACGAUGACACACUUGUCCACAUGAUGACGUGCCUUUUUUACACGCACACGCACACGCACGCACUACACGUGUUUUUGCUGCAUUUUGGGUGCGUUCACGCUUGUUUGGUUCAGUUGAAAGGAACUCUGGCGCGAUUGCUCUGCUAGUCGGGUUUGGGUCUCGGCCCGCUUGCAGGAGAACUCUGGUGCAGGUCGGUUCACUUGAGCUCAAAUGUGAAUUCCACACGGACCGGUGUUAAAAUGACAGCAAACAUGGAAGAGAAAAUGUGGCGUCGUGCUCCGCCAUCCAUCCAUCUUCUAUACCGCGUGUCCCCACUAGGGUUUCGGGGGUAUGCUGGAGCCUAUCCCAGCUGAUUUCAGGCGAGAGGCCUGGUACAGCCUGGACUGGUCGCCAGCCAAUCGCAGGGCCGUCUUGCUCUUUAAGAGUAUAUUUUAGAAGCUUUUGGUGAAAUCUGAGCAGGUAAAUAUCGCAGGACCUCAAAAUAAGCUACGUGUUCGACCCGGCAGAUGGCAUUUUGGUUUGGAAUACCUGAGCUGCAAAAGCUAAAAUCAAGUCUUUCCUUUAUGUUCUUUACUGUGCGGCCUUUGGUCCCAUGACAGAAAUGCCAGUGUGCACGCGACGACAACCACACCAGAGUAUCUUUCAGAACUGUUUUACCGCAAGUUUGAACGCAGCCUAAAUCACCGUCGACACACACACACACACACACACACACAGAGAUAACAUUUUUAACGUUUUGUACUGGGAAUGUCCAUUUUUAACUUCAUCAUGUCACAUGGCUGUGUAUAGUCUACUUUGUAAUCAAACAGUGUUUUCUUUCCUUUUUUAUUCGUUCCCUCCACAGUAUUUUUGCUGUUCUUUUUCCCCCCUAAUAAGCUGUCAUCUUUUAUUUGUUUGGUCCCCUUUUUUCCCCCUCAUUGUCCUCCCGUGGGGGCAAUUCAGAAUGAUGACAAUUAUGCAAUACCAAGUUUUGCCUAUGUAGGUAGUGCUUAUAGAUGUCAAAUAUUAGAGGCUAGUUUGGAGAUAGACACUAUUGUAAUGCAUUUAUUUUUUUUCUUCAUAUUGUUGCUUCUUCUUGUUGUUGUUGCUGUUGUUGUUGUUGUUGUUAUGGUGGUGGCAGUGGGGGUAUCUUUCCAUUGAUUUUCUUACUUUAUUGACCAAAGUGGGGGGCUGCAGUCUAUGCAGUGGAGGACAAGGUCUUUUCUUAGCUUAGCUUACAAAUUUGGGGGUGGGAAGGCAGGAGGUAUCCUUGGUGGUUACAUGGCUGCAAAGUCACGCAUCACACCGCUUUUCCAUCUAAAAGAACCUGGCGCUAAUGCCAGUGCUGAGCUCAUCUCAUUCAAGAGUAGCUUAAAGAUCCCCUAUUAUGCAAAAGUGACUUUUUAAUGAAGUUCUAACAGUAAUAUGUGUGCCUGGAAUCUAUCACCUUCCCCGCUUCUGGAUACGCCCGUUAUUUUGUAAAAAAAAAAAAACAGGCAAAGCAGGCUUCACGACACGUCUUAAAAUCAAGCACUGGCGAACUCUCCGUCAGUUUGCCAGAGACGUGGGAUCUGUAAGUUUCAUCAGUUUGAUUGUGAACAGUGAAUAGGCUAAGCUAGCAUGAUGUUGCUGUGCAAAUGUCAUGUUGUUGCGUGUGCUAUGCGGCGUGGCAAGUGUAUAAAGUGGAGACGCACACAAGCACAGCUCAUUAGCAUUAAAGCUACAGACACACAAAACAGCAUACUGACUGAAUGCUAGAUUUUGGACCACACACUUCCAAUACACUAUUGUGGCACGUCUGACACUUAUUUAUUACAAAUACGAAUCAAUAAUAAAUACAUUACUACUAAUAAUAUGAUAAUAUGGGACCUUUAAGACUUUUGGCAGUCCUGAGAUGGUUGGCAGGUGAAGAACUGGCGCACUGGAACCAGGAAAAGAGGUAUAAAAUGCGUAACUGGUCCACUUGGGGUGCUAGAAAAGGAAUUACACUUGCUUUUUAUUCUUUGGCGGAGAGACGGCUUGACUUGAGCGCGACAAUCAUCGCAUUGGAAAACCCUUUUCAGCCGUCAUUGGAUGCAAUUCCCGAGUAGAUGCCUUAAAUGCCUGUCACCUGCGCAACAAUCACACAAAUCAGCCUUUAGAGAGUCUUUUAUAAGCGUAUUAAUGUACUGUAUACACGUGUGUCAAUCCUCCCCCCGCAUAUCGAAGUCAAUCGCUAAAUUCUUGCCCCUUUUGGAAGGAUAGAAAAGAUAGCACUUAUUGAAUCGCACUCCGUCUCCGUGUUGUCAAUCUCAGGCGUACCACAGGGCAUUAUGUAUGUCAAUCAGUAGUGUUCCUUGCAGCGACACCUUUUGCACUACAAUCGCGCCUGCAGCGUAAAAAAAAAAUAAAAAAAUCCUCAAGUCAAGCUCCAUCUCUCCGCCUUCUCACUAAUUUUCUUUUCUUUUUUUAAACGAAAAAUCACUCCUUUCUAUGUGCACUCUUCUGUCCUUUUUUUUUUAGUUUAGAAAGAAAAGUGCUUUGCAGCCUGUGACCAUCCCAGACCCCACUCAAGUGCAUUGUCCCCAACUGUGUGUGUGUGUGUGUGUAAAAGUGCAUAGCGGUAGCGUGUGUGUGCGUGUAUGAAGAUGAGGGUCUUUCUAUUCUUUUUUUUAAUUAUUUUUAAACCUGCCGCCAGACAGGAGUUUGUACACUGUAAACCUUCUCCAGCCCUUAUUUGUUGAUUCUGGGGAAAAAGUAGACGUGACAGUUCCAUUUUAGGAAAUAAAACGUGUUUGUUGAGUCUGGUUUUGAGUUAGAACUCCCCAGAUUCCCCUGAUGAAUCCUAUCUAAAGUAUUGUUGUGUUCCUGUAAAAAACAAAAAACAAACAAAAAAAAAAAAAGCAAGAUGGAGGGGGCUAUUCUAGAUAUAAAAACAACAACAAUGAAGGCUUUUACUUUUUUUUUUAAUGAAUAUUAUUUUUCUGAACUUGCUUAGUGCUUGUCGGUAUUUCCAUUUGGGAAGCGCUUCAUAAUGCUAAUAAUAAUAAAUAUUUGAAUUGUUAUAUUUCAUUCGUGUGGCCAUAGCGAGUGUGAUGUGAUGAUAUUAUAUGUUUUUUGUUUUUUUGUUUUUUAAAUGUGGUGUGAUUUCUUGUCCAACAAGAUGUGAGUGUGUUCUUGUAGCAGGUGGGAGAUGAAAAAAAAAAAAAAGAAAGGCCCCAUGUUGCACCUGACCUUAUGUGAGAAAGCAGGGUAAAUAAAAUAAUGGACAAAAAUGUCCCCGAAGAUUGUUGGGUUAUUUUGUAGAUUUGGUGCCACGCCCUGAUUGGCUGAGCUCAUCGUGCACUGAUGCAGCGUGAGCACUACAAGCUAAAAGUGUUGGUGCUACUGCUUUCUCAUCAAAAUUUGCCCCCCAAGUGUGUCCUUUUAUUUAAACAGGGGUGUCCAAAGCCUGCCUUUAGGAUUAUUUUUAUUGGUUUACUUUUUUGAAGAACAUUUCAAAUGUUAUUCAGGAAUGAUUCAUCAGAAACUGCAAUUGAAACAACUUUUUCUUGUCUACAAUUCUAAUUGCCUGUGAAAAAAUAUCUUAAUUUGGAAUUCAUUCUUAAUUAUUUUAAAAUUGAAGAUUGAAAAAACAUUGUCUGCUAUUGUUUCUGACUCACCUGUCAAAAAAAGCAAAACGGUAUCAACCUAUUUAGUAAUAAUAACAUUUGAAUAAUAUCUGUACUGCCACUACUACUGCUAAUAAUGAUGCUAAUGAUAAUACUACACUGUAUUUGGAUAAUCGGGAGUAAUUUAUGAAUUACAUUUCAUUCUAGCUUAAACAACUUUUUUAUUUUUUAAAUGACGCAAUCCAACCUCUGCACUUAUUUUGCAGAGGUUCAUUGGUCCACUAAUUAUUACAGAGACAAUAAAAUAUAAUUGUAGAUUAGGACAUCGUGUUUGCCUCUGAAAAUGUAACAAAUAACUCAAGAAAAUGGGAAACUCCUAAAUGAAAAAGAUUGAGAAUUUAAGAGAUUAAAGUGAUCAUGUUUGAAAGUUAAAUAAGUGAGACACUUGCAGAGUAAAUAAGUAAUGAUUUUAGUUUAGUGUUUUGUUUUUUUUUGCAGCUAUAAUAAACUGACAUUAGCUGUCUUUGCGUACAUUAGAUUGGUUUUAAAAUACACAAAAGUAAUAUGAAAUGUUAAAAAAAAGUUUGGACACCCCUGGGCUUAAAGCACGGAGGCUCAUGAUGCACUUUGUUCAUUGGCACUAGAACGCAAGUGCUUGACACUCAAGGUACUGUACCUUCUUUACCUUCUUCCUUCCAUUGUUGGCCCGGGUUUGAAUGUAGCCUGUCUUGGAGAACCUCCAUUGAAUCAGUGUUCCACCCACGCGUAGCUUCCAGGCGCGCUCUCUGUGCGCCCUUACUUGACAAAGUAUUAUUGCAUUGAUCGCUGCCAUCAGCUUCACUUUUUUUAUGCAAAGCCUGACCUGCGGCGCUCAUGCAACACCUGCAGGCUUUUCAUCCCGCACUCACGCUCUCUCUCAACAUGAAAAACCAGCAUUUGUACAGUUGAUCGUCAAGCAAUGCAGUGCCUGUUGUACAUACAUAUUUACAUGCAUAAUAUGUCAAAUGUGACUUACUUUUCAUGUCUACACGCAUGUCAGCACUCAUCAGCUUUGUUUUUUUGGUUUUUUUUGUUAGCUGUAAAUGUUCUUUUUUUUUGCAAGGGAGACAACGCUAUAUUUUGUGCAGUCUUUUCUUUUGUUUAUUAUUUUCAUUUCUUUAAAUUCUCUGCAGGGCUGAUUUCUUUGUGGGUCUUGUGGCACUUUUAUUUCCCUGUGAGUGUUAAAUGACAAACAACAACAACAGCAACAAAAAAAACAACACAAAAAAGCAGUAGUGAUCGUGCAAAAAAGGUCUUUGUAUGUAUCUGAAUGUACGUUUUUAGAUGACUGUCUUUGUUUUCAAGCUUAUUUUACAGUUUAGGAGGUGUCCAUUGUGAAACUGUACAGCGAAGGCCUUUGUAUCACUUUUAUUAUUUUUUUUUUUAGCAAUUUGUAAAAGGUUGGUGCAGGGGCUAAAAUUGCCACAAGAUUAAAAUCAGUGUAAAUAAAGGCUCAAUUUUUUUUUUUGUGAUUGUUACUGUUAUAUCCAGCCUAUACUGCUAGCAGCUGUUUUUACUGCAGUCAAUUACUGGAAGUGGAUAUAUUUCCUAUGCAAAAACUGUUUAAACAAUAAAAUGAGCUAUGCUACAAAAAAAA